This is a messenger RNA of Maniola jurtina (meadow brown), 827 nucleotides long. RefSeq lists its product as uncharacterized. The transcript has 4 exons. Lineage: Eukaryota; Metazoa; Arthropoda; Insecta; Lepidoptera; Nymphalidae. The record is from RefSeq and is a predicted model, not a curated record. Bases 254 to 676 code for a protein of 140 amino acids.
CUUUGAUUUCAAAAUAGUCAAGUGGACUACUCUUUUAUUGCUCUAUAUUCUAAGUAUCCUCUCAAGGAAACUACUAAAAGGGGUGUAAGGGGUAAGUUACACCCGCUAAAUAAAUAUUUUAAACGCGUUUCCCACCCACGGAUAAGCAAACUUCGGUUUUAUAUAAAAAGCAGUUGCUUUGACUCUCCGUCACUUGAACGUCAACGGUGCGUCAGCCAUCUUGUAUUGCGUUUUGUUUUUGCACCUUUGCAAUAUGCUGAAAAUUACAGCAAUAGUUUCGCUAAUGCUUAUUGCGACUUGGUCUCAGGCGGAUCCUAGGCGACAUAAGCGGGAAGGAGCGCCUUCAGUCGACUUUGACUCAGGCAGCACGAUGUGGGCAGCCAGCCUGUCGUGCGACUCGUGCGGCAGCGAGUGCGCUGCUGCGUGCGGCACGCGCCACUUCCGCUCCUGCUGCUUCAACUACCUGAGGAGGAAGCGAGGCCCUGACUCUAUGAAGCUAUCCCAAAUGCAAAAUCUACACGACGUGAAACCAGAAGGGCUACAGAAAUCCAAACUCCCGGUGUUUGGUGUUGAAGACAUCCCUGACCUUUGGGGCAACAUGAUGUCAAGCGAUUAUAGGUUUAACCCCUUUGACGAUACGCUCGAGAAUCGACUGCAAGCUAUGUAUGACGCGUAAACAAUAUAAAAGGCUGCAAUACUAAUACCUAAUCUGUAUAUAGACCUACAUAUAAGUACUAAUUAAUAUAAAAAGUAUAAACUAUUGAUAAGAUCCGAACACAGACAUUUUUCAUGUAAUUUAUUAUAUUUUUUAUUUUUUUAUUCUAGUC